UCCUCAGGAGUACACCUGCUGUUCCAGUGAGACAGAGCAGAAGUUGAUCCGGGAUGCUGAGGUCACCUUCCGUGGCUUGGUGGAAGACAGUGGCUCCUUCCUGAUUCACACGCUGGCUGCCCGCCACAGAAAGUUUAACGCAUGCCGUCAUCUUCAAUAGCCUGUUCUCCGGCCUGCGGGACUACUAUGAGAAGUCUGGCGAGGGGUUAGAUGACACCUUGGCAGACUUCUGGGCCCAGCUCCUGGAGAGAGCCUUCCCUUUGCUGCACCCACAAUACAGUUUCCCUCCUGAUUUCCUGCUCUGCCUUACUCGGCUCACUUCAACUGCUGAUGGCUCUCUGCAGCCCUUCGGGGACUCACCCCGCCGCCUCCGCCUACAGGUGAGGAGGUCCCACAGCCUGAGCUCCAGCAACCUCUGACCCCAGUGACCUCUAACUUAUGAGCAUCUCCAAGGCAACCACCCCCUUUUGUGCCCAUGUCACCUCUGAACUCAUGGCCCGCAUUCUAGCCUUCUCUGAUUGGUGAUCCCCAUCUCAAGCCUUGGUCACCUAGGCCUGACCAGUGCCCCUUGGUCUCCUUUAAGUGCAUUCUUUGCCCUACUUUUAUAUACACACUUGGCCCUCCACCCUCAACUACUUUCUGCCAACACUGCUCUAAUCCUAACAUGGUAACCUGUGGUUCAACUAAAUAAGAAUUGGGCACCAAAGUUGGGAAUCAUUUUCACUUACAGAAUCACAUUGAAUGAUCACUAUAAUUGUUUGAGGUAAAUAAGAGUCCCGUUAUUUUACGGAGGAGAAAAAUGGGCUCCCAGGCAAGUCUCGGAGCCAAUAAGUAGUGAUGGAGGAGCUCACGCCCUCUGUCUUCUAGCUUUAGGUUCAGCGUUCUGAUACACAGUCUGUCUAAACUCUACCAGCUCUUUCCCAAUACCCAGCGCUUUUGAAUCCCCCUCUGUAUAUCACCAAGGUAAUCCCACAAACGCAACCUCCACUCCAGUCCUGACUAACUGAUAAUCAUUUUUGUGGGUUCGUUUUGUUUUGUUUUGUUUUUCUUUCUCAUCUUCUUUCCCUCCAGAUAACCCGGGCACUGGUGGCAGCCCGGGCCUUGGUCCAGGGUCUGGAGACCGGAAGAAAUGUGGUCAGCGAAGCACUUAAGGUACCCAUGUUGGAAGGCUGCAGACAGGCCCUCAUGCGUCUGAUCGGCUGCCCACUUUGUCGGGGAGUACCCUCGCUUAUGCCCUGCCGGGGCUUCUGCCUCAAUGUGGCCCACGGCUGUCUCAGCAGCAGGGGAUUGGAGCCUGAAUGGGGCGGAUAUCUGGAUGGUCUCCUGCUGCUGGCUGAGAAACUCCAGGGACCCUUUUCCUUCGAGCUGGCUGCUGAGUCCAUAGGGGUGAAGAUCUCAGAAGGUUUGAUGCACUUGCAGGAAAACAGUGUAAAGGUGUCAGCCAAGGUGUUUCAGGAAUGUGGGACGCCUCACCCGGUGCAAUCCCGUAACCGGCGAGCACCAGCACCCCGGGAAGAGACUAGCCGGUCUUGGAGGUCGUCAGCUGAGGAAGAACGCCCCACAACAGCGGCAGGCACUAAUCUGCACCGUCUGGUUUGGGAGCUCCGAGAGAGGCUUAGCCGAGUGCGGGGCUUCUGGGCUGGACUUCCCGUUACGGUGUGUGGGGACUCCCGCAUGGCGGCAGAUCUCUCCCAGGAGGCGGCACCCUGCUGGACUGGGGUUGGGAGAGGCCGGUAUAUGUCGCCUGUGGUCGUGGGCUCCUUGAACGAGCAGCUCCAUAACCCGGAGUUGGAUACUUCGAGUCCCGAUGUCCCGACACGUCGGCGGAGGCUCCAUCUCCGAGCAGCUACUGCUCGAAUGAAGGCGGCUGCGCUGGGCCAGGACCUUGACAUGCAUGAUGCGGAUGAAGACGCCAGUGGCUCCGGAGGGGGACAGCAGUACGCAGACGACUGGAAAGCUGGGGCAGCGCCUGUGGUUCCCCCAGCCAGGCCUCCAAGGCCACCUCGUCCUCCUCGAAGGGAUGGUCUUGGAGUGAGAGGAGGAAGUGGCAGUGCCAGAUACAACCAGGGCCGAAGCAGGAAUCUGGGGUCGUCUGUUGGCCUCCAUGCCCCACGUGUCUUCAUUCUCCUCCCCUCAGCCCUGACCCUGCUUGGACUUCGAUAACAAGCGAGGGGCGCCCUAGCGUCAGGAGGCUUAGUGGCCUUUUCCUUCCACCUCCCUCAGCUGGGCAUGAGGAAGAAUGGAAGGGGGCUACCGGGAGGGCAGAAAGGGACUUUGUAGGUAAAUGGCUGGGGCCCCAAAUCCAGCAGUUUCCUAUUAGUGGGUUGGGAGGGGAGGUAGAUGGGUGUUCAUAAUAUUUAUUUUUUCAUUUGGGAACUGGGGAUAUUUAUUUAGGAAGGGAUUGUGGUUCAGCUCUUUUAAGGCUUGGGUCUCAUUGAUGCAAAAGGCAGGGGGUAGGGGUUGGGGUCGGGUUGAAGGAACUUGGAAGUGGGGAGGGGUGGCACUAUUGGCAUGGGGGUACCUGAUAUUGAAAAUGAACAAAUAAACUAGCUGAGAGUGAUGUCACUUGCCUGUAAACCAUUAUUAUUUUGGAGGCUGAGGCAGGAGGAUUGAACGUUGGAGACCCAUAAAAUUAGGUGCUGAUAGUGGAACAGGCGGGGUGGGAGGUAGGACCUGAGUUUUAUUGACUUUUAAAAUCAUCUGUUUCUUAAAUAUGGGGGAACCCAUCUUGUGACCUUUGCUGUCUAAUGUUUCAGUGUUCACAUCGGUGUUUAUUGGUAAAUAAACAAUUUGACCAUG
Molecule: messenger RNA, 2799 nt
Organism: Rattus norvegicus (Norway rat)
Lineage: Eukaryota; Metazoa; Chordata; Mammalia; Rodentia; Muridae
Source: RefSeq, a predicted model, not a curated record